AUGGUGAACUUCUUCCGUCGCGGCCUGCUGGCCACCAAGAAGAAGGCGCGGGGGUCGCCAAAGGCAACUACCUCGAGGUUCUACUACUUCCCAGACAGCGCGAAGGGCAAGCUGAUCGGUCGCGGCGGCGGCACGAUCAAGGGCCUCUCGGCAACCUAUUCAGUGACGAUUGACACGGACCAGUCGGGCGUAAUCGAGGUCGCUGGCGUCGAGGAGAAGAUUGAGGAGUGCCGCGUCGCCAUCGAGGACCUGAUGAAGAUGCGGGUCAGCGGCGACACGCCGUGCCGAGUCACGUUUGACCUCCAGAAGGAGCGAGACGAAUCAUUUCUGGGAAAGCUGCGGGCAAACCGAUACAGGAGUGCCGCCCUCACCUCCUGCCCAGAAGCAUCGCGGGCGCUUCCACAGGCCGGCUCCCGCUCGACCUCCCACAGGAUUACAAACAAGGUUGAGCAGGAGUGCCUGCUGUUGGACCUCGAAGUCCCCGGCAGCGACAACAAGUUCUCGCACGUCACCGCCGUUGGAGCUGUCGAAGACUGCCUCAAGGCGUGCGACAUGCUCGCGUCAGAGCUGGAGCUGGGAACGCUUGCGUACACGACGACGGGCGCCGGGGUUGGAGAGGCGGGCUACUCGACGCCGCCCCAGUUUGACCUCUUGACCUCGCGAGCGAUAGCCAAGGCGCUCUUCUUCCCGGGCCGCGACGAGGAACCUGGCCCGUACCACCCCGACGCGGACCCGGGCGAAGAAAAGAGCCUGAGCACCCUGGCGGUCGCCCUCAAGUACCUCGACUCAGCCAACAAGAGCAUCGACGUCGCGGUCUUCAACAUCACCGAGGACCGGCUGACGCAGCGGCUGCUCGACGCGCACCGCCACCGCGGCGUCCGUGUCCGCGUCAUCACCGACGACGAGCAGGCAAAGCAGACGGGCUCGGAUGCGGCGAGACUUCGCGAGGCUGGUGUUCCGCUGGAGAUGGACGCGGACUUCCGAUAUCACAUGCACCAUAAGUUUGCCUGCUUGGACGGCGCAGUGCUGCUCAACGGCAGCUUCAACUGGACGAGACAGGCGAGCGAGCACAACAACGAGAACCUAGUCAUAACCAACGACUCGAGCCUCGUUGCCGCUUUCCACUCGCAGUUUGAGACGCUUUGGAAGGGAUUCGAGGGCACAGGAGACGCGCAAGCCCCUGCCACCCCGCCGCCAGCCAAUGCUCCGGCGCCGUCACAGGAGGAGGAUACGGUGUUCACAGCAUGCCCAAAAUGCGGCGGUCCGAUCUACGACAACCGAGAGGCCAACCAGGGACGAAAGAACCCGUGGCCGUCAUUCAAGUGCAAGGACACUCGGGGCUGCCAGUGGUGCGAGUGGUGA
Emiliania huxleyi CCMP1516 is the source of this 1362-nucleotide messenger RNA. RefSeq lists its product as hypothetical. The record is from RefSeq and is a predicted model, not a curated record. Gene Ontology annotation, molecular function: RNA binding; RNA endonuclease activity producing 5'-phosphomonoesters, hydrolytic mechanism. The coding region runs from base 1 to 1362 and encodes 453 amino acids. The transcript has a single exon. NCBI's taxonomy places the organism in Eukaryota, Haptophyta, Isochrysidales, Noelaerhabdaceae.